Molecule: messenger RNA, 930 nt
Organism: Diplodia corticola
Lineage: Eukaryota; Fungi; Ascomycota; Dothideomycetes; Botryosphaeriales; Botryosphaeriaceae
Product: aldehyde reductase
Exons: 4
Coding region: 1-930 (309 amino acids)
Cellular component (GO): cytosol
Molecular function (GO): aldose reductase (NADPH) activity
Source: RefSeq, a predicted model, not a curated record
AUGACGACCACUUUCAAGCUCAACACUGGUGCUGAAAUCCCAGCCGUCGGCUUCGGAACCUGGCAGGAUGCCGAUUCGCAGGAAGCCGCGGUCUUGGAGGCUUUGAAGGCCGGCUACAAGCACAUUGACACCGCCCGGAUCUACGGAACCGAGCCAGCCGUUGGUAGUGGCAUCAAGAAGUCCGGUAUUCCGCGCGAACAGAUCUUCCUCACGACCAAACUCUGGAACAACGAUCACCACCCCGACGACGUCGAGAAGGCUCUUGACGCAUCUUUGAAGGAUCUCGGGACCGACUACGUCGAUUUGUACUUGAUCCACUGGCCGGUUGCUUUCGGACGGGGUAGCGAGGCGUUCCCCAAGGACAGCAGCGGCAAGGUGAAGACGGAGAAGAUCGAUGUCGUCGACACCUACAAGGCGCUCGAAAAGGUGUACAAGAAGGGCAAGGCCAAGGCUAUCGGCGUGUCCAACUUCAGCAGGGCAGAACUUGAGCACCUGCUCAAGGAGACGGAGGUGGUUCCCGCCGUGCACCAGUUGGAGUCGCACCCCUGGCUGCAGCAACGCGACUUCUCUGAGUUCCACCGUCAGCAUGGCAUCCACAUCACGCACUACUCGCCGUUCGGAAACCAGAACGAGAUCUACGGGUCCAACAUCGGCAAGCUGAUCGACGACCCGGUGCUCAACGAAAUCGGCAAGAAGUACAACAAGUCGGGCGCGCAGGUCGCGCUUGCCUGGGGAAUCGCCGAGGGCCACUCGGUUAUUCCGAAGAGCAAGACCCCGGCACGCAUCAAGCAGAACCUGGAGGGUGACUUCAAGCUUGACGACGAGGACGUGAAGAAGGUCCAAAGCCUUGAUAAGAAGCUGAGGUUCAACGACUCCUCGGCAGACUUUGGCCAUGAUUUCUUCACGGAUUUGGAUGGCAAGAAGGCCUAA